Molecule: messenger RNA, 917 nt
Organism: Myxocyprinus asiaticus (Chinese sucker)
Lineage: Eukaryota; Metazoa; Chordata; Actinopteri; Cypriniformes; Catostomidae
Product: fatty acid-binding protein, brain-like
Exons: 4
Coding region: 91-489 (132 amino acids)
Biological process (GO): fatty acid transport
Cellular component (GO): nucleus; cytosol
Molecular function (GO): fatty acid binding
Source: RefSeq, a predicted model, not a curated record
AUUAAUUUGGGCUUUCCAGCCUGCAGAGUGCAGACACAUAAAGGAGCUUGUGAACAUUUAAAGGACCACUACAUUUUUAAAACUGUCAAUAUGGUUGAUGCAUUUUGUGCAACUUGGAAACUGGUGGACAGCAAGAAUUUUGAUGAAUACAUGAAAGCACUGGGUGUUGGUUUUGCUACUAGGCAAGUUGGCAAUGUUACCAAACCCACAAUUGUCAUCAGCCAUGAAGGGGACAAAGUUUUUGUAAAGACACUGAGUACCUUCAAAAAUACUGAGAUUUCGUUCAUACUGGGAGAGGAGUUUGACGAAACCACAGCAGAUGAUAGACAUGUAAAGUCAACUGUAACCAUGGAAGGAGACAACCUUGUCCACGUUCAGAGGUGGGACGGCAAGGAGACAAAAUUUGUUAGAGAAAUCAAAGACGGAAAAUUGAUUAUGACGUUGACCUUUGAGGGAGUGGAGUGUGUGCGCACAUAUGAAAAGGCAUAAUGUCAAACCAAUGGAUGAUUCAGUGUAACCCUGGCAACUUGACAAUAUUAGAAAGGCAUUUUUACAUAAUAUUCUGAAGUUUUUCCCCUUUUUGAGAAAUGUGAGAUAUUUUUUGUAAGAUCUUUUAUAUGAAAUACACAUUGUGGAGUGUUUUUAUUGGUGCAGAAUGUUGGUGAAUUGUGUAAGUGAGGCCUGCAUUUGUGUCAAAUUGAAUGAAAUACACACUUGGUCAAAAAAAGAGGCUUUGUUUCUUACUUAAAUAUGUCUUGUACAAACUGUUGGUUGUUUUAAUAUUUCGGUUUCAUGCAAGGUGUCCAUAAUCAACAAUAUUACUCACUCUAAGCAUACAGUAUAUACAGUACAUAUAAUAUAUACUGUAUAAUAUACACACACACACACACACACACACACACACACACACACACACA